AAAACAUCUAUCUGGCAAAAUGCAAGAGACCUUACCAGGAAGGUAGAUGCAGAAUUCCUUCAGCAAAUGUACUCACAGAAGACAGAACACAGUAUUUCCGAAGCAGUUGAGAAAGUUGAAACAUCGAAGAAGAAACUGAAGAGCUUUUUGGACCCAAAGGUUGCCCAGAAUCUUGGAAUCUUUCUUGCUGGGUUUAAAAUGGAUGCUGAAGAGCUGAAGUUCAGAUUGGCUAUUGUGUCAGAAAAUAAUGGAGGACUCGGUGCAGAACAAAUAAACAUGUUAAGACGGUAUUAUCCAACAGCGGAAGAUAUGGAAACUUACAGGAAAUUCAAAGACAGACAGGCAGAGCUUGAACAUGCAGACCAAUUCAUGUUGCAGCUUUGUGAGAUUCCCCAUCUUAAAACAAGGUUGGAUGUGUUGAUGGUCAUCAAUGAACUCCCUGUUCAAUAUGAAGACCUUGCUCCGACAAUUGACAGGGUCCAUGAUGCCUGCAAGUUGCUUUGCUCCAGUGAGAAAUUUGUGUCUGUCCUGGAGCACGUUCUUGCCAUUGGAAAUUUCAUCAACAGUGGGUCAGCUCAAGGGGUUUCCAUGGGCUUCAGACUGAUUUCGUUGCCAAAGCUAGCAGAUUGCCGGGGCAGAAAUAAGUCAUGCACACUCUUAAAGUAUGUCGUUCAACAGAUCAAGAAAGACAACCCUGAACUUCUCAGCUUCAUUGAUGAAUUUAUGCCUAUGACUCGACUCUUUGAUGUGUCUGUCAAGGCCUUGGAAGCAGAAGUUGAGGUGAUGAAGCGGGACCUAAACAACGUCAAGAAGAACAUGACAGUUCUUCUUAAAGUCGAAAACCCAUCAGAAAGAGAUGUUGCAUUUUUUGAUGAUGUUGCUGCAUUUGUGGAGCAGUAUGGGCGAAAACUAGCAUCCUUGCAGAAAAAAAGUGAAGAAAUGAAAACGGCAUAUGAACGAAUGCUGGAGAGAUUUGCCGAGCCACAAGGGGUUGACUCAAGUGAUAUUUUUACUGCCAUCAGUGAUUUUGUCAAGGCUUUCAAACGGGAGAUGGAUCUUAUACAUGCUGCAGCUGGGCUUGGAAGGAGAAUGUCCAAGAUGAAGCCUCUCCAGCCAUAUCAUAAGAAAGAGGGUAGAACACACAUUGAAAGAGUAAUUGAACAGUCAUGCAGUGAUGCCGAUUCUGAGAAAAAGGUCAUGAAAGGAGGAAGUGUAGAUGAUACUUCUAAUCAUGUCGCCACCCUGAGGAAAGCAUUCAGUUCAGAUGACAGCAAGCCAUACAGUAAGCAUGGGCAAGAAAUACUUAAGGGAUUUCAGAACAAAAGGCAAGACAGGAGGCCGACUUGGAAUCCAACAAAAGAAGGCUAUUUGGAAAAACUUAGCAACACCAAGACGCCGCUUACCUCUUCAUGGAAUAGACGCUUCUUUGAGCUAACAACAAAUGGUCACCUUUAUUAUAGUAAGCGGAAAAAUGAAAAAAAUGUGGAGUCGAUUUAUUUGCGAGGCGUUCCUGUGGCACUUGAAGAUGAUAAAACUUUAACUGUGCAGACUGAAGAAAGAUGUUACAAGCUUCGAGCAAAUUCCAGCAAGGAAGCGCAACAGUGGCUGGAGUGCCUUCUUUUCUACACGCACAAACCAGCCAGUGUUCCAAAACGGUCACCCACACCAAAAACAUUUGAGGUGCACUAACAAUCAUACUUACUUAUUUCAAUCAGUUUGCUAGUGAACUUUUGUUUUGUGACCAUUCUCUGGAAUUACCACAUUGUUUAAACUUAUUGAUUGUUUAUUGGUUUGGCGUGGAGUUGAGUUGUUAUUAUAUUUUAUAUAACCGACAUACAGAUCCUUGUCAUUUGAUAGGUGGAACUGACAUCACGUGACAUUCGUUAUUGCUCCCAUUCACGUCGGGGCUCAAGAAGCCCCAUUCGCCCAUGGGAAAUACUAUUCAACAGUUGGGAUCAUUCUUGUUCCAUGAUGUAUUUGUGUGCAAAUGCAUGCUGGUGUGAAAGGCUCAGCCAGCACUACAGAGUUGGGUCCAAACAUUUUCGUGAAGGGGUCGUUUGGAGAAAGAAAUACGUUUUCCAAAUAGAGCUCAGUUAAAUUACUAGUGCGCUGACAAAGUGAUUCCUGCUGGGCGUACCAUGUUUGUGCAAACACCUAUGGAAAACUCGAAAUUGUGUACGUAUGCUGUGCGUCAAUUUGCAUAUCUGCGUUUGUAUUCUGUACAGGUGCGUUAUUGGAGCUGAUACGCCCAAAACCGCGAAGUACGAUCAGCAAAUGAGCAUUUUAUUUUGCUCUACGCAAACAGCGCAAUACGUGCGCGUAUCAGCUGCGGGAUGAUUAACAUGACUUUAAAAAAAAACACCAUCGGUGACGAGCUUGCGCGUUGCAAUUUAGAGUACACUUUCAAUAUAAAAUCAUCU
Patiria miniata (bat star) is the source of this 2420-nucleotide messenger RNA. Its product is annotated as protein diaphanous homolog 3-like. The transcript is spliced from 11 exons. Bases 67 to 1689 code for a protein of 540 amino acids. Lineage: Eukaryota; Metazoa; Echinodermata; Asteroidea; Valvatida; Asterinidae. The record is from RefSeq and is a predicted model, not a curated record.